GACUGGGCUGCUAAUUCUCUUUCAUAAGUGUAUUUUGUGCACACAAAAUGCCUAUAGCUUCAUCUUGUGGUCGGUAGACACAAUGGCAUAUACUGUGUAAGGCUUACCAGCUCCCUUGUAAAGCCAUUGCUGCUCUUUUUUGUUUCAUGUGUUUAAUAAUACCCAAGCCAUGACAGUUUAUCAAAAAGGCACUUGUGUGAAGGGUUAAUCUGACAUCAUUCUUCCACAUUCCCAGUGUGUGGCCAAGUAUAUCAUACAACCCCCACUGGCAUUCUCUGCAGCAAAUGCUCACUUGUUGGUCGUUGAAGGUUUAAAAAUUAAAAUUAAGAAUUAAUAUUAAUGGCUUAAAUUGACUUCUAAUCUACUCCCAGGUAUCACAUCAAGGUCCAGAAAUCCACAAAGUCUCUGAGGACAAUGUAGUCCCGCAGACCCCUCCAGCAGACAAGUGCUUAGCUUAUCAGGUUCAGUACAGUGCUUCAAAAGAAUCUGAUUGUUUACAGCCUCUCUUAACACUCAAUUUAAAAACUGUACUUGAGCUGUAAAGUAAAGUGUUAACAUGUAAGUCUGAAAAAACAUCAAAUUCAUUUCAGCCAGGAAAGAACACAAGGGAAAGUAUGUGUGUGUGUAGUUCAGCGUUUGAGGUUUGACAACCUUUGUUCGCAUUGUGGUUAAUGUGGCCUUAAUACACAGUUUUCCACUCAACUAUUUACCAUUUACCUUAACUCUCUUCCUUUAGAGUACAUGUAGCCUAUGAUGAAAAAGCAAGAGUCAAGCAUGAGUAUAUUUCUGAUUAUCUACAGCAAGUAUAGACCUUUCUGAUUUUUAGGCAAGAAAUAGAUGCCACAAAUAGACAGGACCUAAACUCCUGUUCACAGCACAAUUAAAUUAAAACUUACCAAGAUACCUUUUCAGAUUUCAUUAUUGUUUUUUUGCUGUAACAUAAAACUACAAUCCCACAUGUAGAGGCACAAGGAGUGUAUAAUACAGUGAAGUGCUAAACAUUUAGAUUUUUGAUGAUUUAACAACCAUUUAACAACAACUAAAGUGCACCAACCCAAAUGACAAGUUGACAGUUUUAGGUGGUCUUAUAAAAGGGUUGCACUCAUGGUGUGCAUUUCAACACCUGCCCACAAAGUUUCCGUUGUGAGAGUUGGAAGGUUGACUACAAAAAAGGUGGUAAAGGGGAGCACUGCCAGUCAAACUGUUCAGCUUUUACUUCUGUACAACCAUGAUCCACGCAUACUGCAUUAUCUUUUUCUUUCAGCUGCUCUCCUUCACUGGGGCUUCUGAGAGUGGCAUAGUGGGUGGUAAGGUUGCAAAGCCUCAUUCCAAACCCUACAUGGCAUCACUCCAGUCUUGUGGACACCAUUCAUGUGGCGGAAUACUUAUUCGGGAGGACUUUGUUCUAACUGCAGCACACUGCAAAGGAACUGAGCCCAUGACUGUGGUACUUGGAGCACAUGACAUAAGCAAGAAAGAGAAAAGUCAGCAGGCGAUCAAAGUGGCCAAGUACUAUCCACAUCCGGAAUACACAGGAAAAUACAGUUAUGACAUUAUGUUACUUAAGUUAAAAAAGAAUGCCACACUGAAUAGGUACGUGAAGACCAUUGGAUUACCUAAGAAAGAUGGGAAAAUCCCAGCCAACAUUAACUGUACCGUUGCUGGCUGGGGCAAAACUGGAACCAAUAAGCCUUCCUCACAUGUACUGAAGGAGACCACGGAGAAGAUGCAAUUCAGCUUUGAGUGCCAAAAUAUUUGGCAAAAAUAUUUCAAUGCUGAUAAAAUGAUAUGCACCAAAUUUGACAAACACAAGGGAGGGGUUUGCCAGGGUGAUUCCGGCGGACCACUGAUCUGCAACAGCAAGCCUCAGGGUAUAACAGCUUUCACCCAUGCAAGUGAUUGUAAUAAUCCCAAGUAUCCCCAUGUCUUCACUAAAGUCCAUUUCUUUCUCCCCUGGAUUAAGAAAGAGAUGCAGAGAAAGUAAUGUUGCAUGAGCCACUAUUCAGAGGCCAAGAAUAUUGCCCUUUCUUCACUUGCUUAUUAAAUAACAUGGCUUAGUAAAGCAAAUAUUUAGAGAAUUAAUAGUCUUAGUUUUGAAAAAAAGAUUCAUGAAGCUGGUAUGUGUGAAUGUUUAGCAUGCGGGGAAAAAAGCACAACUGAUUGUAUUUUUAAAAUCUGUAAUUAAAAACUUGGUGAAAUUGGGUAAUUUAACACCAGAUCUCACUGUACAUGUAUAGCACGUGUCUAUGACCUUUCACAUCAUCUUGCUAAGGCAUGUCUCGUCAUUUCUGAAAUGUGAUAUCGAAAGUAUGUUAGUGAGUGUGAUGGUAUACUUGUGGUGUAAAAGCCCAAAGGCAUUAUCAAAUCACAGACCACUGAUGUCAGUCAUAGUGCAAACUUUUGAAGUUGAACCGUUUUCUGUCUGUGAAACCCGUCAUCUGCAGAGAAAGUGAAAGAAAUUGGCUGUUUUAAAAGGAGCAGUUCACCUUGAAAUUAAAUCUUAGUCCUCGUCAGUCACAUCUGAACUCUGACUUUCAGGUGAAAAAAUCCUUUAACCAAAAUAAAUAUGACAUUGUGAUUAGAUGAUCUUAUUCUUAUAACAGAAAUAAAGACAAAGGAAAUGCAAAACUCACUUGACUUGGAUCUCUUGUGAAAUAUCUCUUCUCUAUAACCUGUUAAGAGAUAGGUUGAGAUUGAGAGACUGAAGUCACAUGUCACAUGAAUUCAAAGUCAGACACAGGUUACACAUUUGGUACAACACAAUAAUACAGGAAAUUACAUGACUUUCUUACUUCUGUUUAACAACUAUCCUUACAUACAGUAGGUCAUAAUAGUUAUUAUUACUAAAUGAAUAAAAUACAAUUUUUUUUAAGUUUAACAUAGUUAAACUUAACUGACAACGUCAAAGUUGUGAUUUUGGAACGUUACAUACUGUAAUAUUUCACAUUGAAAUUCAAUUUACCAACAAAAAUAUUGUUACACCAUUUCCCUCAACAUAAUACUAUGAUUUGAGCACUGCAUGGAUACCAACUUAUUGUAAAUUAAAUGUUUGAUGGUUAAUGCUCCCCUCAGUAGCCACACCACAGAGAUAUAAGUGUUUAUGUAUAAAUAAUAACCUCCUUUACAUACUGUAUUCAUUGUAUUUCUACUGAAACAGAAAAUAACUGCACAUCGCAUUACAAAACUCUGGGUUUCUCACCUUGUCAAAGAACCUGCUAAGCUUCACUGCAUUUGAUGUCCCUGCAGCAAGGUAUCUCGGGUUGGUGCAGUCCUGGGAAAAUAGAAUAGCACUUCAGCCACAAACCUCAAAGAAAGCGAGUCUUUUCUUUCUCAGGUGACAUCUUACAACUUUAUGUGUAGAAUAUGUUUGUGAUUGUAGCUUCUUUCAAACUGUUCUGAUGGCAUAUGUUUUUGUUUGUAGAAAAAAUAAACAAUAAACAGUAAAGAUUUAGCAUGUA
Siniperca chuatsi (mandarin fish) is the source of this 3458-nucleotide messenger RNA. Its product is annotated as granzyme B-like. The transcript is spliced from 5 exons. Gene Ontology annotation, biological process: proteolysis. Lineage: Eukaryota; Metazoa; Chordata; Actinopteri; Centrarchiformes; Sinipercidae. Bases 1229 to 1984 code for a protein of 251 amino acids. Gene Ontology annotation, molecular function: serine-type endopeptidase activity. The record is from RefSeq and is a predicted model, not a curated record.